UCUUCCUGAUACAGAAGUGAGUGAACGGAGGAAGUCACAGAGACACGCAAAGACAGACGCUCUCCGCAAGUCUCCCCAGGAAUCUCGGAGACCAAUGGCGCCCAACCACACCGCUGACGUCACGUUCGAAUCCCUGCAUCCGGUCUACACGAACGACUCCACGAACGCCUCCACCUUCCUCGUCCACGGAGUAAGUGGAGUAGGAGUAGGAUUUGGAGGAGGAGGAGGAUUAGGAAGCGGAGGCAGCGGAUUAGGAGGAGGAUUAGGCGACGGCGGAGGCAUGCCGGAAGACAACCACACGUACGAGAGACGCGCUCGUUUCAACUUGACGCACCUCGACUUCGACUUCGACCUCUCGCCGGUGUUCCCGAGUCUCGAGGCCGUGUCCGAAGACGUGCAGGUGUUCCUUAUCGUCGCUUACUCUCUGGCGGCGGUGCUCAGUCUGGUCGGGAACAUCACCGUGAUCCUCGUGCUGGCCUUUGGGAGGAGGUCCUCCGUCAGAUGCUACCUCAUCAACCUGGCUGUGUCGGAUAUCACCAUGGCAACAUUCUGCAUCCCCUUCUCGUAUACCAGGUACCCGUCCGUCGAUUAUUUGUUUACGCAGGUGGACUUUGCAUGAAGGGAAGGAGAGUGGUAGAUGGUCAAAUGUGUGGAAGAAUAGAGAGAGAAAGAAUGAGAAGAAGAAGAAGAAGAAGAAGAUAAGAGUGCGUGAGAGUGUCUGUGUUUUUACAGUCUUCACCUCUGGCCAGGUCUUGUGUAACUCGAUCGCUUUUAUAAAAUAUAGCAUCUAGUAAUGCGAUCUACAAGUAGCUGUUUUCCAGGCUAUAUUGUAUUUAUUUUUUACAGGAAAAUAUCUGCUACAUAAGAUAUAUAAAAGUUAUAACCACGUAUAAAUCAUACAUUUACCUGAUACUAAACGAAAAAAACGGGCACUUUUUUACUCGAUGGAUGGCACUCCAUAUGGGAAAUUUCUUCACAACUGCACUCCCAGGAUUCCCUCGGCCUGGUUGGCGGUCGUUAGCAAGCGCACGAGACAACUGUGAGGCCGUCACUGCACUUCGAA
Messenger RNA from Penaeus chinensis, 1063 nucleotides. Its product is annotated as neuropeptide Y receptor type 2-like. Gene Ontology annotation, biological process: neuropeptide signaling pathway. Gene Ontology annotation, cellular component: membrane. The transcript has 3 exons. The record is from RefSeq and is a predicted model, not a curated record. Bases 95 to 619 code for a protein of 174 amino acids. Lineage: Eukaryota; Metazoa; Arthropoda; Malacostraca; Decapoda; Penaeidae. Gene Ontology annotation, molecular function: neuropeptide receptor activity.